Messenger RNA from Talaromyces stipitatus ATCC 10500, 1380 nucleotides. RefSeq lists its product as uncharacterized. The record is from RefSeq and is a predicted model, not a curated record. The transcript has 3 exons. Bases 1 to 1380 code for a protein of 459 amino acids. NCBI's taxonomy places the organism in Eukaryota, Fungi, Ascomycota, Eurotiomycetes, Eurotiales, Trichocomaceae.
AUGCGGAGAAGUUCAGGGCAGACCAAAGACGCAGUCUUGGCGCCAGUUGCCAGGGGAGGGCGUCACGUGCCGCUAAUCCUGCCUAGAUCGGCUUGUUUGUUUCUUUACACGCACUCGCCUCGUCGCAUCCCUCAUCGCAUCUAUGUUUCAAGCUCAACAGGGUCAAAGGUCAACAUGGCGUUGGUUGCGCGCUUCGACCGGGCAUGCACACUUGGAGACGGUGAUGAUGCAGCAUUCUGGGAAGCCGGCGACCUUAGUAUUGACAUAUUAGAGGGAAUAAUCUAUCAGCUUGUAAUGUUCGCAAACACAGCUCACAAGUCAUGGCGGGAUCACCAUUCUGGAAAGUCGUCUCCUGACUCCUACAGGUAUUCUUCCAGCCUGAGUUCCCAAGUUGCGCUCGACACGCCAAGCUCAGAGCCCGCGACACCGGUAGAGGUGCCUCUCCUCGUUCUGCCGAAACGACGGGGUCAUCAACAUUCGGGAAAGUCCAGCGUCAAAUCAGCGCAUAUACGGAAGCCUUCUCGCGAUGAACGAUCCUCGACGUCCAUCGAUUUGUCGCGAUCGUCAAUUGAGCUUGAGGGGCUUGGAAUAUACACAAAUUUGGAAAGAGACACGAGAUUUCAACAGAAUCGACACAGUGUCUCAAAUCUUCACAGAUCGAUCAGUGAAAUCUCACCUUCGCCGAGUAUAAGGCUAGGUCAAACUUAUGUGCAUCCCCGACGCCAGUUACCCACACCAAGCAGUCCGCUUGGUAUACCUCAACGUCACUCGGUGGAUGGAGGGUACUUCUCGACUAUCAACCGGAGUAUGACGGGUUUUACCAGCCCGACCCUCUCCAUCCCAGACGAUGAGCACGAGGACAACGACAGCAAUUCUUUCGACGAAGCAGAUACACCAAAAACAACAUCAUUAGAGCUUAGACGUUCUACUCCAAUAAUACUUCAAAGAGCGCAAACCGACACAGCGCUUAGCAGGGCUUCCUCAUGGAAGGAGUCCGAAUUCCUAUCGUCGACCGAGUUGACAUCCCACGCAGCCGCUGUGCGUGCUGCCCGGAUCGCCUUUGCGGAGAAAGAAGCUUCGAAAGCCCGAAAACUCGAGGAGCAACAAAAGAAAAAGACGCAACAGCGUGAUGAGCGUCGACAUCAGCGAUCAGUCAGUCAUAUGGUAAAAUACAUAGACCUUGAGGAAGACAUGGCUCCAGACCAAGUGACUUCUGUUCCCCCACUUCCAGGCAAACCAAUUACACCGUCGUCCGCCUUGGGCCCACCAAAGCUUCCAGCAGCAACAAAGCAUAACUGGAACAAAUUCCUUACAUGGGGGAAAACACGCUACUAUAAAGCAAAGAGGAAGGUCUCCAUGCCUGUACCGACUUUUAGGUAA